Molecule: messenger RNA, 4038 nt
Organism: Melopsittacus undulatus (budgerigar)
Lineage: Eukaryota; Metazoa; Chordata; Aves; Psittaciformes; Psittaculidae
Gene: AGPAT4
Product: 1-acylglycerol-3-phosphate O-acyltransferase 4
Exons: 10
Coding region: 172-1407 (411 amino acids)
Cellular component (GO): endomembrane system; mitochondrial outer membrane
Molecular function (GO): 1-acylglycerol-3-phosphate O-acyltransferase activity
Source: RefSeq, a predicted model, not a curated record
GCGGCCCCGCCCGAGCCGGCCGCCUCCCGGCGCGUGCAAACUAGUGGCAGUCGGUGCGGCUCGGCUGCCGCCCUGUCGCUCCCGGUGCCUCCCGCAUGUCAAGGUCCCGCGGCGCCAGGUUGUCUUCUGGAUUUUGGGUCUGAAGGUACCCUCUUACUUUCUCAGCAAAUCAUGGACAUCGUUGGCUUUCUGAAGUCUCAAUUCAUUUGCCACCUUCUGAUCUGCUACAUAUUUAUAGUGUCAGGACUGAUCAUUAACUUCAUUCAACUUUUUACACUUAUACUUUGGCCAAUCAACAAGCAACUGUUCAGGAGGAUCAACUGCAGGCUGUCUUACUGCAUUUCAAGCCAGAUGGUGAUGUUACUGGAAUGGUGGUCAGGCACCAAUUGCACCCUCUACACUGACCCACAGAGUUACCCCAAGUAUGGGAAGGAGAAUGCCAUCGUAAUCCUUAAUCACAACUUUGAAAUCGACUUUCUCUGUGGUUGGAACUUUUGUGAAAGAUUUGGGGUCUUGGGGAGUGCCAAAGUGCUUGCAAAGAAGGAGCUCUCCUACAUGCCCAUCAUUGGCUGGAUGUGGUAUUUCUUAGAGAUAGUCUUCUGCAAGCGUAAGUGGGAGGAAGAUCGGAAAACAGUCAUACAGAAGUUGCUGAAUCUCCGGGACUACCCUGAAAACUUUUGGUUCCUAAUUCAUUGCGAGGGCACAAGGUUCACAGAACAGAAGCACCAGAUUAGCAUGCAGGUAGCUGAAGCCAAAGGCCUGCCCAAGCUCAAAUACCACCUACUGCCACGAACGAAAGGAUUUGCAGUCACCGUGCAGUGUUUGAGAAAUGGUUCAAGAAGAAGCACAGAGUCACAACUUCUCAUAGUUUUUGUUGAAAAAACAUACCUGAGGGAAACAGCUGAUGACCCCAGACUGGUGUUGCAGAAUCUACUGGUUUCUGCAGUCUAUGAUUCUACUCUCAAUUUUAGAAAUAACGAGAAUCCAACAUUGCUGGGUGUUCUAAAUGGAAAGAAAUAUCAUGCAGAUUUGUAUGUAAGGCGGAUUCCACUAGAGGAAGUCCCAGAAGAUGAGCAGGAAUGUUCUAACUGGCUUCACAAGCUGUAUCAAGAAAAGGAUGCAUUCCAGGAAGAAUACUACCGAACAGGAGCCUACCCAGCAGUCCCCAUAGUACCACCCCGACGACCAUGGACGCUUUUGAACUGGCUUUUCUGGGCCUUAUUGCUGCUAUAUCCCUUAUUCAAGCUGCUCAUCAACAUGAUCAGCAGUGGAUCAUCAUUGACACUGGCUAGUUUUGCAUUUGUCAUUGUAAUGGCUUCUGUCGGUGUCAGAUGGAUGAUAGGCGUUACAGAAAUUAACAGGGGUUCCACCUAUGGCAACAAUGACAACAAGCAGAAACGAAAGUAGUAUCUUCAGAGACUGCUUCAAUCCAAAGGGAACAAAUCCAACUUCUGAAAACUCUUAAGUGUGUAUCAUGGUCCUUCAAGUGAGAAAAGAGGAAGGGUAGGAUGAGCAAUUGCCAUGCAUAUCUGAAUUUGUGCUCCUGUUAUUUUUCUCUGGGGGUUUGGGCUGGAUGACACACUUGAAAGAUGCACUCCUUUGUCCACUUGCCACAGCGAGUUUGCAUUUGUUUGGUUGGUUUGUUUCCCUAUAAACUGUCUUGAGUUUCGAAGAAGAAAAAAAAGUAAUUCCAGUGUACUUUAUGAUGAGAGAUUACCUGGAAACUAACCAGAGGUGCAGGCUUUAUCUUUCCUAACUUGCUCUAAGGAAUGGACAAAUGUCAGAAGACUGUUACAAGAUGAUUAAAAUUGGUAGUUGUCUAGCUCACACGUUAACAGUUUAACAAUCAUAAUCUGUGUUUAAAUACAGUAAGAGGCUCUGCUUGGUUAUACCAGCACUAGACUGAAGCAGCUCUGCUGAACUGAGAAAAUUGCAAGUAGAGGUUUUUCUACAUCUAGAACUUACUCCCAUAGUGGGCACCACAUGGGGCUUUUGAAACCUCAGCCAGAUCCCAGACUUCCCAACAUCGGAGUCCUGCAGUGGCAUAACCUGGAGUGGCAUUUCGCCUUGGGGCCAUUUGCAGAGCUAAGAGUUACCCACUGCCACGUCUUUCCCCAGGUGAUAUAUCAGAGGGACAGCUGAAACCUGUAAUUCUUUUGUGAGUAAAUAAAUGCCAUUUAUAGUUUGAAAAAAUUGAGGUACUAAAAUUCUUUUCAUCUUUAAACACUGAUAAAAAUUCCAGGCCUUUCUAACAGUGGAGAAAACAGAACAACUGGGUAUGCUGUAACUAAGUAAUGCAAAGCACAUUGAAAGUUACGCCCCCACACCCCUACUACUGUUGUGAUCCCAGUUAAUCUGCUUGUCUGUCAUUUUUGGUAAGUUAGUUUACACAGUACCUCGUAAUAGUCAGCCUGAGGUAACAGCUAAAUUAUCUUUUGCUUUUCUUUUUGGGAGAAGAGGGGAAGUAGUAGCCAGACCUAGGAUAGCGGCAGUGCUUGGGACUUUUUUAUGGACUUUGACACCCUUCUCAAUUAAAUAAAACUAGGAUUGAGCUCCUUGGGAAACCUGUGUUGCUCUGAUGCCCCAGGGCAGCCUUCUCCUGGUUUUGAACUUUAGGAGUUAUGGGUAUACAAGUUACUAAAAAGAACUCAUUAAAAAAAAAAAAAAAGAAAAAAGGAAAAGCGCAGACUUCAGCUACUGGUAAUUAUGAUUUUAAAAACUCCAAGUAUCUGAAAUCUAAAGAUACAGAUGCCGAGCAGGGGCAAUUAGGAUUGGCACUUUCAAUGACGGUAUAUUUUCAUUGUGCAUAGGACUAAACCAUGAUAGACUAGGAGUGAACAGCCUGUGUGAGUCCAGAGAAGAAAGUCUUAGUUCUAGCAGUUGAUACUAAAAACACUUCUCUUUCCCUACAGUAAAACAGAGGCCAGAAGAAAUGGGGGCUAAUACAACACCAUAUGAAUCAUUCCAUGAAAUACGCAUUUGCUCUUCAUAUGUCAGACCAUCUUGAAAUUACUGUCUUUAAUAUGCAGCACCUAAAGAGCAGGUGCAGUAGUGCUUUUAGCAUGGGGCAGAAAGUAAAGAUUUUUGAUAAUGGAAGCAAUAAAAAGUAUAAUGUGACGGAAGGAACAGGCCUUGGGACAUGUGAGGGACUCCUUCUGGGGGCUUUUUUCCCCGUCUUGUGUACACAGGCAUACCCUGUGCUCUGAAACUUUCUGGAAGAAGUGUAUGAGAUCAUGAACAUAAACAUGGGCUUUAGUGCAGUUUUUCUAGCACAGGAGAUAGAGCCCAAAAUCAGAAAAUACUGCCAUGCUUAUAAAGCUGUUCUUUUAAUCCUGACAGUGGAAAACUGAGUAUUACAGCCUGUAGUAGUGUCUGACAAUCCAGCUACCCCACAGUAAUACAGCGGGCCAUGUUACAGAGCCAGGCCUGAAGACACUGUACACAAGACACUGAACAUGGGUGGGACGGGAGAGAAGAGCAUUCUCCAAGCUAGUGUUUUACUAUAACUCUUACCUGGCAGAUACAGUGGACUUGUAUCAGGAUUAAAGAAUGACCCCGUAUGCAGAGCGAGUAAUUCUGAGCAGCAAAUACAUAUUCAUGCAGUGACAAAGAGUAGCUUUUUGCCUUUUUCAAGAGCCACUGAUGAAACAUGCUGGCAGGGUGACAUUGAACAUUCCUUAUGACUCUUAGUCCCUUCCUCUCCAACUGCAUGUAGUGCCACUUCUCCCAGAGGAAAAUACCAACCAUGUAAAUACUUCUGAGAAAGUAUUUAGGCUAUUCCUUAUCUAGUUCCCUGGGACAUACCGCUCCUGGAUCCAUCCUCCUAAACACUUGUGGCAGUCCCAGCACCCAAGGACUGCAGCACUGGGCCCUGUCAGCAUCUACUGGCAAACAGAGCAAGAGUACGGGAACUUGCCAAAGUAGUUAGUUAUACUAGUCCAGUUCACUGUAUUAAAAGAAUGACAUAUGUCAUCAGGAAGCAGUGUUUGCCCCAUGUCCCUACAAGCAACUAUAUGUUCUACAACUGCCUUAACAAAA